AUGCCCCAAAUGACCGAUCAGCUUACUGGCAGCGGCGCAGAAGCUUUGGCAGAGACUCUUGCACGACUCUCUAAGAAACCCGGGGUAGAGGCGACACUGGUGCUUGAAACUUCUAGUGGUACCAUCAUUCAGAACUCGGGAUCGUUUUCAGCCUUCCGUUCAGCCUCUAGAUCAAACAGUACUAGUGUUGCGACUGAAGAUUCGAGCACAGCAGCCAACACGGAGAGCCAAGGUAUCGAAGAAUUAGCUUCUAUGGUAUGGAGUUUUGUGAAAUCAGCCGGGGGACUUGUGCAGGGACUAGAUGUUGAGGAUGAGGUUAAACUCCUGCGUCUACGAACGAAGAAACAUGAGCUUGUGAUUGUCCCGGAUCCAAAAUACAUACUCGUUGUUGUGCAUGAGACACCCCCAGCGUAAGGAAGAAGCGCAGGAAAAAUUUAGUUUACCCAUGUCGAUGGAACGGCGUUCAAUACCCAAGGAGCAUUUCACGGCGUUAUAGUUUAUAUGAGAGGAUAUCUUAAUGACAUAAAUCAUGCAAA
Botrytis sinoallii is the source of this 536-nucleotide messenger RNA. RefSeq lists its product as uncharacterized. Gene Ontology annotation, molecular function: dynein intermediate chain binding. Bases 1 to 414 code for a protein of 137 amino acids. Lineage: Eukaryota; Fungi; Ascomycota; Leotiomycetes; Helotiales; Sclerotiniaceae. Gene Ontology annotation, biological process: microtubule-based movement. Gene Ontology annotation, cellular component: cytoplasm; cytoplasmic dynein complex. The record is from RefSeq and is a predicted model, not a curated record. The transcript is spliced from 3 exons.